GUACAUUUCGAACAGGUUGGAAGUCUGACAAAGUAAACGAAACACGGGCCGAGGUAGAAGGAACAGGGUGGGACUGAGCGCAAAUACUGACCGUGAUACAGACUGUGCCUACACAUCGUUACUUCCAGAGAUAGCCGUUAGCUUCUUUGAGGUCACUUCUGUACGACUGGGAAUUGUUCAACUACUUUAAGCAGCGAAACGUGCCCGCACGAGCGCCUCCGUUUUGUUUGACCGUUUUUGUGAAUCCAGUUCUGCUCCAGCUAGAAGAUGAAUGCACUGGGCAGCUCUUCCAAAUGGCCGUCGUAUGACUCGCUAACCUCCUGCUCGAGCUUCAUCGUCAGUGAGAGCGAGCAUACUGAGGAUGAAGCAGACGUCUUCUCCGAGGGAGAAGGGUACAGUGGAACAAGAAAGUCUCCCUCGGGUGAAAGAAUCACACUCUCUGGGAAUUACCUCCGUUUCCCAGCUCAUUCAGAUCGGCUGCAUUCGAGGUCUAAAAUCAACCAGCCUGAAUGCUGCCCAGACAAAACUAAGCAUCUGAACCAAACGUCUUCUCCAGGAGCUGCCAGGUUAGGCUCACCUUCAGCGACGCCUGGGGACCUGGCCUUCGCUCAGAAGUGUGCAGAUCUGCAGAAGUUUAUCCGCCCUUUGCUUGAGCUUCUACAUGGACUAAAGACCGGGCGAUUUCACAAAGGUUUAUCCACUUUCCAGCAGAGUGUUGCCAUGGACAGAUUGCAAAGGAUUCUUGGAGUUCUACAAAGACCUGAGAUGGGUGAGAAAUACCUUCAAACCCUUCUGCAAAUAGAGAUGUUACUCAAAAUAUGGUUCCCUCAGGUGGCAUUUCAGUCCAAAGAUGUACCGAGCCAGACCACCACUCCCAGACUCCAACCACACUGGCGCCAAAACCAGCUCCACAUGCCAGUUAAGAAGAGAAAACUGAGCUGGUCAGACCCUGACAACUCCUGCAAAGUCCUGACCACGCAUGAGCACCAUCAACAUGGGAGCUGCCAGGCAGCGACUCCACUCAACUCCAUUUCCAUGUGUCUACCUGGAUCACCUAAAAGACAGAGAAGUCCAGAGGAGGAAACAGUUGAAGCAGCUGAAGAUGUGUUUACAUACAGCGCUGGCACUUUAAGCAAGCCGUUAUAUUCAUGUAGCAAGAGAGAAAAGUCUGAGAUAUCUCUGGCCUCCCCUUGUAAGAGCCCAGCUACACAGGACACCUCAGUGUCCUCAAGUGACAUCAUAACCACAACUGAGUCACCUUAACUGGCCUCGGCUGACCUUGCAACCACAUGGAGGUGCCACUGCAUGCUAGCCUGAGUGAAGGCAGAGGGUGGACUUGAUUACAUAAAGAUAAAGUUAGGCGCAGAGCCAGUCUGUGAUGCCAGUGAGGCAUGUAAAACCAGAAGAGGAGGAGGAGGAGGAGGAGGAGAAAUGCUGUGAGACAUUUAUUAACCCCUAACUAUCCGGCGUGGUUUCUGAUUACACAAGAGUUCUUGCACUAUAAUACCAUGGGUGUAUAUUGUCUGUUUGUAAGAGUAUGACUUUUGUAAACAUCGACUUUCACCAAGUUAAAAAGAUGUUCGAUGUACUUUUCAUGUGUAAUGCGUUAAAGCAGUUUGUGCUCUGUUUUGUAUUUUUUUCAUAUCAUGGAAUGCAGCUCUAAUAGUAACAGUAUAGGAUUUCAUAUUACUGAUAAAAAACAGAGAGAUCUGAACAUAAGUGGACAACCAAGACGCAUCACAGUUCAUACCUGUGCCUAUCGUGUCUCCAGCUGACCACUUGUAUUCAGAUUUUAUUACUGCCUACAUCACCUAAUCACUGGAAGAUCAAAGAGUCCCGGGGCGAGUUAUAGAGCAUUAGCAUACUGUCACCAAAACAACCAACAUGUCCUGCAUUGAUGACACGGUCCUUGUUAGGGCGUAUAAGCGUUUACACCACAAAAGACGUGGUCAAAUGUGUCCAAGACCAACUCCACAAAUGGUUUGAGUGAUCGGACCACACUGUGUCUGGGUGGUCAUUUGCACUUGUGUUUAGCGAGGUCCACUUGUGAUUGGAUCACCAAAGACACAUUGCUGGCAGUAUGAAGCUAAAACCAUCAGUCAGCUGUCCAUACAAUAAUUUUUCAAGCAAAAAUGCUCCAAAUUAAUGUCUUAUAUGUGUGGUUAUGAUGGGAAACUGAACCUCUUUUGGUUUGAUUUAUGCUCCAGCAACUUGCAAUGUCCAUUUUUUCACCAUUUCUUACAUUUUAUAGACACUAAUUAAAACACUAAUCAAGGAAAUAAUUGGCAACGUAAUUUGUAGUGAAGAUAAUUGUUACUUGCAGCCCUAUUGCUGUUAAAAAAAAACAUACAAACAGGUGAUUAAAAGUGGCAUUUAGGUAGGUUAUAUUUAUAUUUUGCCAGUUGAUUGAUUGUAACAUGGAGCAAAAGCGUAAUGCCAACUUGUGCCAAACAAAAUUAUUUUGCAUUAUCAUAUCACACACACCAUACGUCUUUAUUUAUUAGCACCUAGUGCACGCAAAACAUUUUGUUCCUGUCUAUGUAAAUAAAAGUAGAUUUAGUUGCACUUUAAGUAAACGAGCAAAAUGCUGCACAGGAAAUACCACAACCAGAUCGCUGAGGAAAUAUAAGAUGGUUGGCUGGUUUUAAUAUGUUAGAUACUCUGUUAGCGUUGAAAACGUCACAUUUCAAUACACUUUUAAGUGUCUUUUUUUUUUUUUUUUUUUUAAUUAUGCAACGUGCAUAAUAUAUUUGAUCCUGUGUACAUUGGAGUAGAUGUAACAGCAUUUUGCGUGGCAAUUAAGAAAUGUUACACCAUUUGUCAACAUCAAAGAGUUGUGAUAUUAUUUAUUAAAGAUCUGUUUAGGAGGAUCAGCACUUGAAAAUGUUGACUCCAUCGACGGAUGGAUGGUUUACUGGUACUUGAAUCAGAGACUUUAUGGGCAGACUUGUCAUUUGAUUGUGUUUUAUUUGAAAUGUAACUUUGGCACUGUGGAUAGAACUGGUUGAAAGGCGUAAAAAGCAAUUUAGCCGAUUGCCAGGCUUAUUGUUCACACUAAAUGCUGCAAAUGUAUUGUGUGUCAUUAUCAGGAGUAAGAACAGCAUCUGUGUCCCAUUCAAAAUGGAUUUGUAUCACUGAAUUGCUGUUAUAAAAUUCGUGUCACUCAAAGUGCUUUACUUUUCAUUAUGUAAUACAGAAUAUCGCAGAGAUGUGAGAAACAAAACAAAAAUUUCCAUACCUGAACACAUCGGUUCUUUUUUGAUAGCAUCUGGACAUUUGCACCACCAUAUUUUAAAUCCGAUAUCAUUCAUGUUGAAUGGUGUUUCAUCUUUGGUGGUUUGUCACCAGUCAGCCUUACUUAUAUGGUAGACGUAAAGAUAACCAUAAAGUUGCCUGAAAUUCCAUCAUCAGUCAUACGAACAUUGUAUUAUUUAUUGAGCGAUGGUGAAAUCAUCAUCACACCAUUUUUGUCAUUGCAAACCAAAUGUGCUGCUGUGUAUAUGAAGAUGUUAUCAUUGGCCCCGAGUUAUGGUAUUGAAAAUGGAAACUCUCAGCGUGUUUGUGGGAAACAACAGUGCAGUGAGCUGUAGUUCUGGCAUUUAAAACGUAGCAUCCAACUCUACACUUUUUUGUUGUGCUGCAUUACACAUCUUUCAUUUGUGGAAAAAGGAGAAAAACUGAAAGUAGAGUAAUUCCCAUUUGUCUGUCUCUCUUUUUUUCCUGAUUUUAGUUCCCUUUUGUUUCAGGCUAUUUUUUUGUUUCUUACAAUAAAAUUGUCAUUAUUGGUGACUGAUUGAAAAA
Messenger RNA from Epinephelus lanceolatus (giant grouper), 3801 nucleotides. It is a transcript of the gene ciarta, whose product is annotated as circadian associated repressor of transcription a. Gene Ontology annotation, biological process: circadian regulation of gene expression; negative regulation of DNA-templated transcription. Lineage: Eukaryota; Metazoa; Chordata; Actinopteri; Perciformes; Serranidae. Gene Ontology annotation, cellular component: nucleus. The record is from RefSeq and is a predicted model, not a curated record. Gene Ontology annotation, molecular function: RNA polymerase II cis-regulatory region sequence-specific DNA binding.